This is a messenger RNA of Labrus mixtus (cuckoo wrasse), 1721 nucleotides long. RefSeq names its product galactose-3-O-sulfotransferase 1a (gene gal3st1a). The transcript is spliced from 3 exons. NCBI's taxonomy places the organism in Eukaryota, Metazoa, Chordata, Actinopteri, Labriformes, Labridae. Gene Ontology annotation, molecular function: galactosylceramide sulfotransferase activity. Gene Ontology annotation, cellular component: membrane. Bases 335 to 1612 code for a protein of 425 amino acids. Gene Ontology annotation, biological process: myelination; galactosylceramide biosynthetic process. The record is from RefSeq and is a predicted model, not a curated record.
AGAUGAGCCUCCCAGCAGUGCUUUUUCAGCAAGAUCAGUUUUGGAGUUGAAAGUUGAGGGAGGAGUCAGGUAGUCUAAGGCAUCAGGUGUGCAUGAGAAGAGAAAGAGGAGUAGCAACCAGAUGACUAAGCCUAGCAGCACUGGACAUGUGAGAAGAGGGACGGUGCUGUGCAUAUAACAGAAUGUGCAUGUUAAGAGCAGACCGAAGAAACGCUGCAGGGGGGAAAUCGGCUUGUUCUAGUGAUCUGGGAAUACAAAGAAAGACGAUGCAGAUGGACAGGGAACACUUUUGAUUUCUCAUUGGAUGCAUGCAUGAGGAUAAUCCUGCUGGACCAUGACCGGUAAGAAAGGGAGGCAGUGGAGGUCUAUGUGCAAAGGCCUGGUCCUGGGUACCCUGCUGACCAGCUGCAUGAUCCUGCUUUACUCUCUCUCCAUUCCACAGAUCCACCUCAGCCUGCCUGAGGUUCCAGUGCCUUAUUCCUGUGCCCACCGCCCCUCCCAGCUCCACCCUAAAUCAACCACUAACAUCUCCCAACAAACCUCAGGCCAGACCUGUACCCCCAAAGUGGAUAUCAUGUUCAUGAAGACCCACAAAACAGCCAGCAGCACCUUCCUCAACAUCCUUUUCCGCUUUGGAGAGAAGCACCGGCUCAAAUUUGCCUUCCCUGACAGCAGAAACGACUUCUUCUAUCCAUCUGUUUUUCAGCGCUCACAGGUUAAAGACUACAGACCUGGAAUGUGCUUCAAUGUUAUCUGUAAUCACAUGCGCUUCAAUGCAAGUGAAGUUGCCAAGCUGCUACCUCUGGACACUUCCUACAUCACCAUCCUCAGAGACCCUGCUGAGCUGUUUGAGUCCUCCUUCCACUACUUUGGCCGGCUGGUGCCUUUUACAUGGAAGAUACCAGGUGAUGACAAGCUGACUGAGUUUUUAAGAGACCCAAAUUACUACUUUGAUAAAGAAGGCUUUAACUCUUUCUACCUCAAGAAUCUGCUGUUCUUCGACUUUGGACAGGACAACACUCUGGAGCUGAACGACCCGCGUGUAGAAGAGGGAAUAAAAUUCAUCACUGAGCGUUUUCAGCUAGUCAUGUUGGUGGAACACUUUGAGGAAUCCCUCAUCCUGCUGAAGGACGCCCUUUGCUGGGAGAUGGACGACUUGCUCUUCUUCAAACUUAACGCCCGCAAAGGCUCUACUGUGUCUAGACUGACCCCUGAGCUCAGGGCCAGGGCUCUGCAGUGGAACGCUAUUGAUUGGAAGCUGUACCAGCAUUUCAACCAGACUUUUUGGAGGAAAGUAAAUGCAUAUGGACGGGAGAGGAUGGCUGAGGAUGUUACAGAGCUCAGGAGAAGGAAUGAGGACAUGGCGUCCAUCUGCAUUGAGGGGGGCCGUGCUGUAGAAGCGAGCAGCAUCCAGGAGACAGCCAUGCAGCCGUGGCAGCCCUUUGGAGAAAAGUCCAUCAUGGGCUACAACCUGAAGAAGAACGUGGACAAGGUACAUCGCAAGCUGUGCCGCAAGAUGUUGAUGCCAGAGCUACAGUACCUAACAGAGCUUGGGGUCAACCUGUGGAUCACAAAGCUGUGGGGCCACAUCCGAGACAUCAUCAACUGGUGACUAUGGGCCUGAGAGCAUGAGGGGCCAAUUCAUCUCUGACAAACUGUGUAAGAAGAAGAAGAAUCUGACUGUGUAGCUGUUGUAGUGAAAGAUUAAAAGGUCUAAGUCA